This is a messenger RNA of Suillus paluster, 513 nucleotides long. RefSeq names its product amidase signature domain-containing protein. Bases 1 to 513 code for a protein of 170 amino acids. NCBI's taxonomy places the organism in Eukaryota, Fungi, Basidiomycota, Agaricomycetes, Boletales, Suillaceae. The record is from RefSeq and is a predicted model, not a curated record. The transcript is spliced from 5 exons.
AUGGAUAUGGCAAAGAUUUUGGUAGUUGUUGACUGGAAACCCAUCCAGCGCAGAUUGCUCAAAGAAGUGACGAACUAUGGUAUCGCCGCAUACCAGCUGUGGCAAGUGCAGAAGCUACGUCAACAUAUCCGAGAAGAAUAUCUAGAUUACUGGGAAGCAACUGCAUCAGAUGGUGGGAUAGGACGGCCUGUCGAUGCUAUCAUCUGUCCGGUCGCACCAUAUGCGGCACCUCCCCACGGGAAGAACAGCUACACCAACUACAGCACCGUUUGGAAUGCACUCGACUAUCCCGCUGCGACUUUCCGUAUGACCACUGUGAACUCCACUCUUGAUGGGAAGGAGCUUCCUGAUGGUUUCUAUGAUGAUUUUGAGAAGACAUUUAUGAAAUGUACGGCCCCGGAAAUUUUCAAGGACGCUCCUGUCUCUUUGCAACUUGCCGGUCGGACUCAGAAGAAAGAGGCAGUGAUAAAAAUGACAGAAAUUGUCGAUGUGGCGCUGGCAGCGGCUAAAUAA